UUUUCAAAUUUGCCGGGCUUGUCAGCGACGCUCUAUCUAUACACAGUGCCGUUACGCUUCCGCUGUAGAAGGAAAGCGUGUUUUUUCAUGUCAACAAAUAUUCUGAUAAAAUGACGGCUACUGUUGAGGACAACGUACAAUUGAAUGAAAAUAACGUUACCGAAGAUUUCGCGACCCCUGAGAAACAAGAAGCACGUGCAUUUUUGCGUGAACGAUUUCUACGUGUAAUUACGGGAAUCGUUGGGAAGCAAGCAGACUUUCAUCUGUAUGAAAAUACACGAGUUUCGGCGGAAUUUCGAGGAUGCGACGUCGACUGUUUGGAGGUCUACGUACGAAAUUUGGAAACACCAUUAGGCAUAAUUCCAGAAGCUAUUCUAAGAACGAGUGAUAUUAUUCACUUGACUGUGAACGAUAUUAAUGCGACACAAUAAAUCGUCGGAGCAGAGAUUGUUGGACACUUGGAAAUCCAGAUGGAAAUGGAUGUUGCUGGCCAGCCAUUAUUUCGGUUCCUCUCACACUUUUAUACCAAUAGCUGAGAUAACAAAGAAAUAUCAGUGAAUUUUAAGGUUAGAUACACUUCGGCUAAUGUUUAUUCUCGAUUUCUGUUACGAUUUUAGACACUAAUUAGUUUAGCAAAUUUAAUUUUAUUCGUACUCGUCAGCAGAAAUAUUGUUGGAAUAAUUUAAAAAUGGAAUCGCGAUUAUACAAAUCGACAAAUUAUUUCGAGAUAAUUGUGUUUCUUACUCAAUAAUAAAGUAAAAUUAGAGCAUAACGCCACCGAUGUAGAAAUAACAAUAAAAUAUGCACAUGUCUUUUAA
Molecule: messenger RNA, 818 nt
Organism: Ceratina calcarata
Lineage: Eukaryota; Metazoa; Arthropoda; Insecta; Hymenoptera; Apidae
Product: gem-associated protein 7
Exons: 3
Coding region: 111-431 (106 amino acids)
Biological process (GO): spliceosomal snRNP assembly
Cellular component (GO): SMN-Sm protein complex
Source: RefSeq, a predicted model, not a curated record